Scheffersomyces coipomensis is the source of this 381-nucleotide messenger RNA. Its product is annotated as RNA binding protein. The record is from RefSeq and is a predicted model, not a curated record. Gene Ontology annotation, molecular function: RNA binding. NCBI's taxonomy places the organism in Eukaryota, Fungi, Ascomycota, Pichiomycetes, Serinales, Debaryomycetaceae. Gene Ontology annotation, biological process: maturation of SSU-rRNA; mRNA splicing, via spliceosome; ribosome biogenesis. Bases 1 to 381 code for a protein of 126 amino acids. The transcript has a single exon. Gene Ontology annotation, cellular component: U4/U6 x U5 tri-snRNP complex; small-subunit processome; box C/D methylation guide snoRNP complex.
AUGUCUGCUCCAAAUCCAAAAGCUUUCCCAUUAGCUGAUUCAAACUUAUCUCAACAAAUCUUAGAUGUUGUUCAACAAGCUCAAAACUUGAGACAAUUAAAGAAAGGUGCUAAUGAAGCCACCAAGACUUUAAACAGAGGUAUUUCUGAAUUCAUCAUUAUGGCCGCUGAUACCGAACCUAUUGAAAUCUUAUUACAUUUACCAUUAUUAUGUGAAGAUAAAAACGUUCCAUACGUUUUCGUUCCUUCCAAGGCUGCUUUAGGUAGAGCUUGUGGUGUUUCUCGUCCAGUUAUUGCUGCUUCAGUCACCUCUAAUGAUGCUUCUUCUAUCAAAAACCAAAUUUAUGGUAUUAAAGAUAAGAUUGAAACUUUAUUAAUCUAG